Messenger RNA from Puma concolor (puma), 987 nucleotides. The record is from RefSeq and is a predicted model, not a curated record. Lineage: Eukaryota; Metazoa; Chordata; Mammalia; Carnivora; Felidae.
GGGGCACUGGGGGCCCGAGUGAUCUGUGACAAUAUCCCUGGUCUGGUGAGCCGGCAGCGGCAGCUGUGCCAGCGUUACCCAGACAUCAUGCGCUCGGUGGGCGAGGGUGCCCGAGAAUGGAUCCGAGAGUGUCAGCACCAGUUCCGCCACCACCGCUGGAACUGCACCACGCUGGACCGGGACCACACUGUCUUUGGCCGUGUCAUGCUCAGAAGUAGCCGGGAGGCAGCAUUUGUAUAUGCCAUCUCGUCUGCAGGGGUGGUCCAUGCUAUCACUCGUGCCUGCAGCCAGGGAGAACUGAGUGUGUGCAGCUGUGACCCCUACACCCGUGGCCGACACCAUGACCAACGUGGGGAUUUUGACUGGGGUGGCUGCAGUGACAACAUCCAUUAUGGUGUUCGCUUUGCCAAGGCCUUUGUGGAUGCCAAGGAAAAGAGGCUUAAGGAUGCCCGGGCCCUCAUGAACUUACAUAACAACCGCUGUGGUCGCACGGCUGUGAGGCGGUUUCUGAAGCUCGAGUGUAAGUGCCAUGGCGUUAGUGGCUCCUGUACUCUGCGCACCUGCUGGCGUGCACUCUCAGACUUCCGCCGCACAGGUGAUUACCUGCGGCGGCGCUACGAUGGGGCUGUGCAGGUGACAGCAACCCAGGAUGGUGCCAACUUCACAGCAGCCCGCCAAGGUUAUCGCCGUGCCACCCGGACUGACCUUGUCUACUUUGACAACUCCCCAGACUACUGUGUCUUAGACAAGGCUGCAGGUUCCCUAGGCACUGCGGGCCGUGUCUGUAGCAAGACAUCCAAAGGGACGGAUGGUUGCGAAAUCAUGUGCUGUGGCCGAGGGUACGACACAACUCGAGUCACCCGUGUCACCCAGUGUGAGUGCAAAUUCCACUGGUGCUGUGCAGUGCGGUGCAAGGAGUGCAGAAACACUGUGGACGUCCACACUUGCAAGGCCCCCAAGAAGGCAGAGUGGCUGGACCAGACCUGA